AUGAUCUCCUCCCUUGUGUUCCUCUCGUUUUUUGGUGUUAUAUUGGGAUUCGUGGAGGGUUCAAACUUGCCAUUCACUCCUCACAAGGCUGUUGCUGUGAUGAAAGGCCCAUCUAACGUCACUGGGACAAUAACGUUCACCACGACGGCGCACCAUUCUCUUACAAUCGUUGGGAAUCUAACGGGUCUUGAUCCUUCUGCCCAGAGGGGCCUACACGUUCACGAAUUCGGUGACGCCACUGACGGAUGCGCAUCCGCGGGCCUCCACUUCAACCCUUUCAACAAAACACAUGGAGCUCCCACUGACCCAGUUCAUCACCUCGGUGAUCUGGGUAACAUAGCUUCAGACGCUAAUGGUGUUUCCCAAUUCACAAUCCUAGCAAGAGGGUUAUCUCUCAAGGGACCACUUACUAUACUCGGCCGAACAAUCGUACUCCAUGCUGGUACUGACGACCUUGGCAAGGGAGGUUUCAAUGACUCCCUCACCGUUGGACACUCAGGCGCACGUUCAGCUUGUGGAAUCAUCGGUUUGUCUGGCUAA
This is a messenger RNA of Laccaria bicolor S238N-H82, 540 nucleotides long. RefSeq names its product Cu/Zn superoxide dismutase (gene LbCu/ZnSOD). Gene Ontology annotation, molecular function: superoxide dismutase activity; copper ion binding. The coding region runs from base 1 to 540 and encodes 179 amino acids. The transcript has 6 exons. Gene Ontology annotation, biological process: removal of superoxide radicals. The record is from RefSeq and is a predicted model, not a curated record. Lineage: Eukaryota; Fungi; Basidiomycota; Agaricomycetes; Agaricales; Hydnangiaceae.